Messenger RNA from Varroa destructor (honeybee mite), 4012 nucleotides. Its product is annotated as ankyrin repeat and LEM domain-containing protein 2-like. Gene Ontology annotation, molecular function: protein binding. Lineage: Eukaryota; Metazoa; Arthropoda; Arachnida; Mesostigmata; Varroidae. The record is from RefSeq and is a predicted model, not a curated record.
UUGUUAUUGAUAGUACAGUGUCGACCAGCAGUUCGUUGAAAAGGACCGCUAACUAGUCACUAUGAGUGCGACAAUGGCAGUGACGGCGGCGUCUUGCCGAUGUAUGUAGUACGCAGUGCGAGGCUUUUUGCAGUUCAAUAAUUUAUUGCUAUUGUGUGAAGAUUGACGUUUUUCUUGUGCUGUUGCUAUCUUAAGCUAUUGUGGAGGUCAAGCUUGAGUUUAUCUUAGUGAAUGCCGAUAGCUGAGGUGGUAUACAGUCGAAUUUUCGAGGCAGUAUCUUUCCUACCUUUUUAUGGUAGUAUACAAUGCACCGAAUUGUUUUUUGACCCUUGUGACAUAUGAAGACCACGUUAGCAGUAUGGAUUCGUUACUAGAUGCAGUAAGUCUGAGCAAAAGUGAGAUUGUUGCAAAGAAACAUUGGGAUGCAAGUCAGAUCGAUUUGUCGCCGAAGCGAAAACGUCGCGAGAAGCUGGGUCCAUCCUUGUUUGCGGCAUUUGCUGGCCUAUCGUUCGGUGACAUGUGUCAUUCGUCAUCGAAAUCAGCUGUCGGCCGCACCGCUCCUGGAGUUCCGAAGGAACGCUUUUUCGGGGUGCACAUAGCAGGAAACAAUACGACAACAUCGAACUCGGACAUGGAUUCAACGCCGCCGUAUAUCUUUAGUGACCUUGCGUCUGCGAUACAGUUCUGUAAGCGAUUCAAAAAACAGGCUCGCUUUCGAGAGUUGUCGUCUCGCGCGGCUGCCGAGCAGUUUUCCUUGAGAGGUGACGUUCCAUUAGCGAUUGAUGGAAUCGAUGGCGAACAACGAGCUGAGAAUGUACUGUUGGCCGGCAAUCUCGGAAGCCUUUCAUCUUUGGGUCAAGCACGAGAGGACAAACUCAAAUUAAUCGGCGAAAAGUGUGCGUUCAGGGCUCCAAAACCGCAGGAUCUGGUUCGAUUACGUAGAGUCGUUCUGGAUGAUGAUCGCGAAACGCUUCGGAGCAAAGUAUGGGACAACCCUCGUCUACUCAUCGGCAGCGGUGAUAACCCCACCAUUGUGCACGAAGGGGCCAGGUAUAACGUCUUCCAUUGCGCUGCAAAAAGCGGUCUACACGAAGUAAUCGAAGAACUCAUUCGCCUGCUUCGAAGCGAGACCCUUUUCCGGAGGCUUUACCCAGAAGACGAUCAACAGACGACCAAACAGCGCAUGGCGUUUCUACUUGGCCUGUAUUUGAACAUUCCAGAUAAAACCAAACGAGCAAAUACCCCGCUUCAUUUCGCCAGCGCUCUAGGGCACGUUCGCUGCGUCGAAGUUAUGGUUCGUCAACCCGAGUGCAAUGCUAAAGCGGUAAAUGGAGACGGUCAGACACCCUUUGAUAUAGCUGGUGACAAUGCCACUGGUACCGCAGAAGACAAAGAACGUGCCGCGCUUGCCAUCAGAAAGCUGCUAAGUGGUGACAAAGUUGUGAUCCCGAUAUUACGGGACGCAAUCGACCUCUCUGAACCCGAAUUGGGCUGUCCGCUAGUUGCACAUAGCCCCAGCUUUGAUUACCACGAUCCACCAUCGCCCGCGGCGAUGCGCCAAGCACAACACUCUCCAACAACGACCGGAAGGAAGUCUCCUGCCGCAUUUAUUGGACCAGUCUCGGCGAUUGAAGCGAAGGAGUUAGCUGAACAGCUAAAAAAAACGAAAAGAGAGUCUGUGCAAAUGCGACGAACAGACCCUGACAAGGGUAUAGAGGCGACACUUCGCACUUUGGCACGUCAGCGCGGCUUGGGAUGGAACGAAUUCUGGCCAUUCCUUAACAGUUGGGCGGACCUGUCGAGCGGGGCGGGCCUUGCUAUCUUCGAUAAUUAUCUCCUUAGCACAAUUCGAGCCGGAGUCAGAAAACACGACCGUCUAAACAACAUCAGUGAUGUAAACUUCAACAAAAACCUUCCGACCGGCCAGUACGGCAUGGUGGAAGGUCGAAAUGGCGUAGACAGCAGCGUAGAGCAGAUGGAUGCCAGUGAUAAAGUACAAGAUCAGUCAGCUACAACAGAGCUAAUUAAACAACUCUACAAUUUUAUAAAUGACAUUCUCGAUGAUAUCCAACCACUUGAACUACCUAAGAGUUUAUUCGAGGCUUUACCUCGAUCCGACCAUAUUACAGCAGCAAAUGAUGUCGUACAGAAACUGUUCAUCUCACAUUACGAGCGGGCACAUGUGUGCAGUCAUUUAGCUCAUAUUAUGGAUAGCUCAGCUGAUCCGCGACUGGACUGUGUAUUUAGUGCGCUUAAAGGCGCUCUUGAAGGCAGAGGUGAAGAUAGCUCACCUUGUGGAUGUUCGAAUCUAGAUGACGGUCGUUCUAGCGGCGAUUGCCAAUCAGAACCCGAAGACAUGGAUUAUUCUACGACUGAAUCGUCACGUGAAACGCCCACCCCCGAGGAACUUUCCCGUUUAGGUUUCAUAACUGGCCCUUUACCGACCCGAACCGAUUAUCAAGUUUGGUUAGCCAUCGAGCCAGUUCGUCGCUUGCCAAGUGAAACAUGUUUUCCCUGUGUACACCGAUGGAUUAUUGCCAUGAGUUGUUUCCAAGAGGACCAAAUGCGCGUAUGGAAAAGCCCGCAGGUGUUCCGAGGACGGGUGUCACCCCAUGUACAAACGCCUCGGCCAAAAUUCUCUCGUGCUUUGGGAAGCCCAAUUAGUCCACUUAGCGCGCAAACUUUCGCAUCGCCAGUUGCUCGUGACCCAGCCCGUAUGAGCUUGCUGUCGAUGUUUACAUCACCAGGCAAAGAAUGAAGAGCGCUUACAUAAAAACGGACUAGAGAAAUGUAGUGAGGGAGUACACUGUAGAAAUGUUUGAAGUCAUUAACAGCUUAGGCAAAAAAAAUUGAUGAUGCAUUAUGAAUAAUUUACCGUGCUACCAGACUGGCCGGAAUGUUGGGACUGUCGUAUUUCAUGUGUUCAUUUUAUAAAAGAAUGAUGCCCUUAUAUCUGUUGAUAAGGCAAUCGAUCUAAAUCCACACAGUCCAAUUUGUAUAUCGAUGUAACUGAAUUAUUUGCCUGGACCCCUGUUUGGCUCGUGUAACUUGUACAGUUUACGUUCUUUUGUAAAACAAUUUGUCAAAAGAAGUUGUCAAAAAUAUGAUGCAAUGCCUAAUUACAGACCUACGCUAAUUACGAGUGUAGUUACAUAGUAAAGUCUUUUUUUGGAAACAAGCGAAAACGUUUUUUUUUCAUAUAAGAAUACAAGUCGGUGCUAGUCAAGUAAAAAAAAACUGUACGCAUUUUAUAUAAUAUAAAAUCCAUUAUACAUCGCGUCCCACGAAAAAGGAAAUCAUACUUAUAAGAGAUAGUGAUUGGAUACGACGUACGAAAUAAUAAGUUUUACACAAAGCUAAGUUUUUUAAUAGAAUCUCUUUUUUUUGUAUAUUAAGCGAUUUGUCGAUAGUAAAUAGCAAAUUGUCCAACAAUUUCCACCCGUUGUUUGGCGCUUUUUCGAUACAACACGGAGAUUGUAAAUAAUAGAGACUACUUAUGAUGGCGUGGCCUGGUUCGAGCGUGAAUUUUUAUCUUCAUCCGAGACUCGGAAUCACUUAACAGGAAAAUUGAAUUCGAAGGCUUGAACCUUGGGUGUGUACAAUAAUGAAAAAAGUACUAGUAAGGGUAGCUUGGUUGAUAUUACAUUUCAACGACCAAUUCAACCAGACACAAUCAAUUUUUGGCCAUGUAAUGUUUAUUGCUGGCCACUGUUUUUGUGAUAUAUGUUUUAUGAUCGAUUGCCUAUCACAAAAGUAUCAGUGUGUGAAUCCCAAGCUUCUCCUCUUGCAAAAAAAAUAUAUAGCAGUAAAAAACGCCACAUUACGGUCGCAUUGUUGUAUUUUCUCGAUAUGUUGUCUAUAGACGCGAACGGCUAGAGGUAAUUUGGGAGCCGAAGUGAGCAAAAUCAAUUUUUAUGAAGAAUUGAAAAUUAAGACAAAAGAGGAAGAGCUUUGUACUGAAGUAAAUGUCCAAUUGCGCCAGAGUAGUUUAUGAUGUGCUUAUUUGAUAAAA